Molecule: messenger RNA, 1463 nt
Organism: Vavraia culicis subsp. floridensis
Lineage: Eukaryota; Fungi; Microsporidia; Pleistophoridae
Exons: 1
Coding region: 77-1159 (360 amino acids)
Source: RefSeq, a predicted model, not a curated record
UGUUAUUCCGGGGAUAAGUCAACGAUCAGUUUUUGUACCGGUCGUCAGAUUUAAAUUAUUUACGUGACCCUUUGCAAUGAAGGUUCUCAACUUUGAUGUUAUAGGACUGAAAAGGACAAAACCGGAUUUUAUCACGAGCAUAUUGGAGAAAAGCAUGUCUAUGCACACAUUUGAGGAAGCGCUACAGCAACUGAAAAUAUUCAAGAGUAUUGAUCUAAGGGGCCACAAGGAUACAAAGCUCAAACUGAGCGUACAGGAAGAAAAGUAUAGAAUAUCAGCGGGCACUAAUGUGGAUCUCUCACGCAGGUUCACACCUUACUUGCAACUGAAGUUACCCAACUUGCUGGGUCGGGGUGAGUCACUUAAUUUCUUGAUUUCAGCCGUCAAAUCCCUACAUGUUAAUCUUUCCAUUCCUCUACUCAAUAAAAACGGUUUUUUUAAUUUUAUUGAGCUCAACGUGUCAUCGUACAAAAGAAGGAAUGCGCUUGCAGAGCUACAAACGAAGGAAUAUACGCUGAGUUACUCGUCGUACCACAAGUAUUCGUUAGUAUAUGAAGUUAUAGAAAAUUUGACGAAUAUGUUGUACGUCAGAGCAAGAAAUAAGCAAAACGAGAGCAUGUCGUACGAUUUUAAAGCAGGUUGUUUUGAGAAUCGCCUGUUUUAUAAGUUGACUGUGCUGUACAAGAAUGUGACUGCACUGCCUUUGAAUUUCUUUCAUAAACUGCGGAUGCGUGCUGGUGUAAUUCACGGCCACGUGCAUAGCUCAGAGAAAUUUUUCCUGGGCGAAAACAUCAGGGGAUAUUCCCCUAUGAGCAUAUCACCGUUGGAUAUGAAUGAGAAAGUGGGUGGCAAAUCGUGCAUUGAACUAUCUAAUGCACUGGGAUACACAUUCAGAAGAAUGAAGUUCUUUGUUUUUAAUGAUUUAGGGUUCAGUUCAAGGCAGAAUAACCUGUUUGAGACGCUUAAAUCGUCCGUAUUGAGCUUAUUUCUUGUACACAAGCCUAGUUGUUUGGGAUGGUCCACUGGAAUUGGUUGUACCAUUGAUUUGCACAGGUACAAAAAUGUUGCUACCAAUGUGACAGUAUCUUACGCUGUUCCCCUCGCUGAAACUCAAACUGAACAAAACUUCAAAUUCGAAGUAGAUUUUGAUAUUUUGUAGUACCAGUGACACGUUAACCACCGUAUCACCAGGCCGUGUUAGUGUAGCCUAUUCGGUGCAGUUCCAUGCUGCGAAAACUUUAUAUAUGCCAAAUUUGUGUGAUCAUGCGAACAAACUGGUUAAUAAGUCUUAUUGCCAGUUAUAUAAAGUAUUUGGUCUGUAGCAAGAGGUAUCUUAGCGCUAUUGUUGUAAUACUAGAGGGAUAUGAUGGCACAGAGGAUUCUCUUUCUGUGGCUCAAGAUAUAUGAGCGGUUGACAAUAUUUGGAACACGGGUUAGCGGCUAUGGUCAGCUCAGAGGGCCGG